GGCGGGAGACUGAAGCAGGGCGGAAGCGCGGGCUGGCAGGUGCGGCUGACAGUGGUGUACCCGGCGUUCGCGCGCAAGCUGGAGAGGCAAGGCAGGAUCGACUCUCCGCUGCAGCAACUCCGGGCCCCUACGACGCCUGCCUUUGUUCCAAGAUGGCUCGGGGCGAGCGGCGGCGCCGCGCAGCGCCGGUGGAGGGAGUACGAGCAGCCGAAAGGGUUGCUCGGGGCGGCCCUUCGCGACGGGACGGCCGAGGCGGCGGGGCGGCCCGCAGCACAACCAGAGGGGUGGCUCUCGUCGUCGUGGUCCUGUCGCUGGCCCUGGGCCUUUCAGGGCGCUGGCUGCUGGCGUGGUACCGUGCGCGGCGAGCAGUCACGCUGCACUCGGCGCCCCCGGCGUUGUCCCCCAACUCCUCCAGCCCCGCCGUGGCGCCAGACCUCUUCUGGGGUACCUACCGCCCCCACGUCUACUUCGGCAUGAAGACCCGCAGCCCGGAGCCCCUUCUCACCGGACUGAUGUGGGCGCAACAGGGUGCCACCCCAGGGACCCCUAAGCUCAGGCACACGUGUGAGCAGGGAGACGGCGUGGGUCCCUAUGGCUGGGAGUUUCACGACGGCCUCUCCUUCGGGCGGCAACAUAUUCAAGAUGGGGCCUUAAAGCUCACGACUGAGUUCGUCAAGAGUCCUGGGGGACAGCAUGGAGGGGACUGGAGCUGGAGAGUGACUGUAGAGCCUCAGGUUUCAGAUACUUUUGCCCUUCCUUUGGUCUCCCUGUUCUUCUAUGUGGUGACAGAUGGCAAGGAAGUCCUAGUGCCAGAAGUUGGGGCCAAGGGGCAGCUGAAGUUCAUCAGUGGGCAUACUAGUGAACUUGGUGAUUUCCGCCUUACACUUCUGCCACCAACCAGUCCAGUGGAUACUGUCCCCAAGUAUGGCAGCUACAACGUCUUCUGGUCCUCCAACCCAGGACUGCCCCUGCUGACGGAGAUGGUGAAGAGUCACUUAAAUACCUGGUUUCAGCACCGGCCCCCAGGGGCCUCCCCUGAACGCUACCUUGGCUUGCCAAGGUCUCUGAAGUGGGAAGACAGAGGCCCAAAUGGGCAAGGACAGGGACAAGGGCAAUUCUUGAUACAGCAGGUGACACUGAAAGUCCCCUUUGCUGUGGAGUUUGUGUUUGAAUCAGGCAGUGCCUGGGUAGGAAGAAGCCAAGCCCUGGAACAGCUAUCAGGCAGCCAGCUGACACAGGCCCUGGAGAGCCAUGCUGAAGCCUUUAGAGAGCGCUUUGAGAAGACUUUUCGGCUGAAGAAAAAGGGUUUAAGUCCAGAAAAACAGGCUUUUGGCCAGGCUGCCCUCAGUGGCCUCCUAGGUGGGAUUGGCUACUUCUAUGGACAGGGUCUGGUGUUGCCAGAUGUGGGGGUGGAGGGGUCUGAACAGAAGGCAGAUCCAGCUCUCUUUCCACCUGUCCCACUUUUCACAGCAGUGCCCUCCCGGUCAUUUUUUCCACGAGGCUUCCUUUGGGAUGAAGGCUUUCACCAGCUAGUGGUCCAGCGCUGGGACCCCCGCCUCACUCGAGAGGCCCUUGGCCACUGGUUGGGGUUGCUCAAUGCCGAUGGCUGGAUAGGACGGGAGCAGGUGCUAGGGGAUGAAGCCCGUGCCCGGGUACCCCCAGAAUUCCUGGUACAGCGGGCAGCACACGCCAACCCCCCAACCCUGCUUUUGCCCAUCAUCCACAUGUUAGAGGGUGGUGAUCCUGCUGACUUUGCUUUCCUCCGCAAGGCCUUCCCCCGUCUGUAUGCCUGGUUCUCCUGGCUCCAUCAGAGCCAGGCAGGACCAGUACCACUAUCUUAUCGUUGGCGGGGCCGUGAUCCAGUCUUGCCAAACCUGCUAAACCCCAAAACACUGCCUUCAGGGCUAGAUGACUACCCUCGGGCUUCACAUCCUUCAACUGCUGAGCGGCACCUGGAUCUGCGGUGUUGGGUGGCACUGGGUGCUCGUGUGUUAGUGCAGCUGGCAGAGCAGUUGGGGGAAGCUGAGGCAGCUGCUGACCUAAGCCCAUUGGCUACCUCACUACAGGCAGAGGCAAGCCUGGAUGAGUUGCACUGGGCCCCAGAACUAGGGGUCUUUGCAGACUUUGGGAACCACACAAAAGCAGUACAGCUGAAGCCCAGGCCCCCACUGGGGCUAGUUCGGGUGGUGGGCCGGCCCCAACCACGAAUGCAGUAUGUGGAUGCCCUGGGCUAUGUCAGUCUUUUUCCGUUUUUGCUGCGGCUGCUAAGCCCCAGCUCAUCCCACCUUGGGUCCUUGCUGGAUGUUCUAGCUGACAGCCGCCAUCUCUGGAGUCCCUUUGGUUUGCGUUCCCUGGCAGCCUCCAGUUCCUUUUACGGCCAGCGCAAUUCAGAACAUGAUCCUCCUUAUUGGCGGGGUGCCGUGUGGCUCAAUGUCAACUACCUGGCCUUGGGGGCGCUCUACCACUAUGGGCGUCUGGAUGGGCCCCACCAGGCACGGGCUUCCAAGCUCUACAGUGAGCUCCGUGCCAACGUUGUAGGCAAUGUGUGGCGUCAGUACCAGGCCACAGGCUUCCUAUGGGAGCAGUAUAGUGACCGGGAUGGGCGGGGCAUGGGCUGCCGCCCUUUCCAGGGUUGGACCAGCCUUGUCCUAUUAGCCAUGGCUGAAGACUACUGAAGGGGAAGGAUGGGAGGAGAGACGGGCCCUUCAUGCCUCUCUGGAUCUGGAGGGACCAAGGUCUCUGGCUUCUGACCCCAGCCCUUCAAAUACUGAUACUUCAAAGCCUCAGCUCAUCUCAGGUGUCUUACUGUCAUCCCAUAUAGCCCUGGGAUGAAUGUGAAUUCAGAGUCUAUUUUUCUAAAUAAAUUGGA
Messenger RNA from Orycteropus afer afer, 2869 nucleotides. It is a transcript of the gene MOGS, whose product is annotated as mannosyl-oligosaccharide glucosidase. Lineage: Eukaryota; Metazoa; Chordata; Mammalia; Tubulidentata; Orycteropodidae. Gene Ontology annotation, biological process: oligosaccharide metabolic process; protein N-linked glycosylation. Gene Ontology annotation, molecular function: Glc3Man9GlcNAc2 oligosaccharide glucosidase activity. Gene Ontology annotation, cellular component: endoplasmic reticulum membrane. The record is from RefSeq and is a predicted model, not a curated record.